AUGGCUGCUCCUGCCAAGAUUGACCGUCAAACAACAACGCCCUUCCUCUUGCGCCUCUUCUUCAAGCAGGGCUCAUUUAACAGGCUAGACGAGUUUGACCCAGCACUACCACGCCUUCCAAGAAACGUUCAAAUCUACACAUGGCAGAGCUGUAAUCUGCGCGAACUAUGCACGCUACUUCUCAGCGCAGUUCCGACAUUACUACCACAACCGUAUACUGGAUCGCGUAUCGCAUUUCGACUCGUCUACCCAGACAUCCAAGGCUCCAACCGGCCAGACGCACCAGGACGCUUCAUAUCGCGAGACAUAGGCUCGGUCAUUGUAGGCGCGCCAUCACGGAAUGAGGACACCGACAUGGAAGGUGCCGACGGCCAAAGUGCUGCAGAGGCUCUCAAGCAACUCGAUGGCGACCCAGACAAGACAUUGGCAGAUGUCAGGUUUAUGAUAGGCGAUUAUGUGGCAUGUGCUAUACUCCCGCCGCUGCCCGACGGCAGUGUACCAGCUGCCCCUCCGCCACUAUCUGGACCGGGCAGGGGACCUCCAGGACAGUACGGGCGGGGGCGCGAGAACGGUUUCGGUGGAAGAGGCGACUAUGAGGCGUACCAUUUGGUGAAUGGAGGAGAGGCGAAGCGCCGCCAGAGCGGGAGCCAGGCUUUGGAAGAGGAGGAAGAGGGCGAGGUGAAGAUGACUGGCGCGAUCGUGGCAGAGGCAGAGGACGGUGGUAGGAAACAAUCUCAGUGA
Alternaria burnsii is the source of this 741-nucleotide messenger RNA. RefSeq lists its product as uncharacterized. Gene Ontology annotation, molecular function: transcription corepressor activity; transcription factor binding. Gene Ontology annotation, cellular component: nucleus. Gene Ontology annotation, biological process: negative regulation of DNA-templated transcription. The record is from RefSeq and is a predicted model, not a curated record. Lineage: Eukaryota; Fungi; Ascomycota; Dothideomycetes; Pleosporales; Pleosporaceae. Bases 1 to 741 code for a protein of 246 amino acids. The transcript has 3 exons.